Molecule: messenger RNA, 1167 nt
Organism: Colletotrichum lupini
Lineage: Eukaryota; Fungi; Ascomycota; Sordariomycetes; Glomerellales; Glomerellaceae
Product: L-asparaginase
Exons: 7
Coding region: 1-1167 (388 amino acids)
Molecular function (GO): asparaginase activity
Source: RefSeq, a predicted model, not a curated record
AUGCUACCCAACUUCCUUGCCACGGCGCUGGCCUUGGCCACGGUAACGUCCGCCUCCCCAAUCACCAGGUCUUCAUCGACAAACGCAUGGGAUCUGGACUGGAUAUCAACAGAUUCAUCCCUCCCAAAAGUGAUCAUCUACAGCGCAGGCGGCACAAUCCUCUCCGCCUCAAACUAUAGCCGCUUAGAUAACAUAGCCUACGGCGCCGGCGCCUCCCCAACGCCCUACGACCUCAUCGGAAACGUCUCCGAGGUCCUCAAGGUCGCUCAGCUCGCCGUCGUGGAACUCAAUGCCCCGGGCGGCAGCGCGGGGUUGAAUUCGUCGCUGUAUUUGAAUAUCAGCCAGCUUGCUAACGCACAGAUUUGUGCCGAGGGGAGUGAUGUAGCUGGUGCUAUUAUGUUUCAUGGAACGAAUACGUUGGAAGAGACGGCUUUCGGCGUGGAUUUGACGUCUAAUUGCUCCAAGCCGUUCGUCGCCACGGGAUCCAUGAGACCUGAUACGUAUGUCUCCCCUGACGGACACGCGAAUUUCUACCAGGCUGUUGCGGCUGCUGCCUCGCCUUCUUCGCGUGAUCGAGGGGGCCUAAUCGCCUUCAACGACAGAAUCACCUCAAUCUACUACUCCACCAAGGUCAACGCAAACACACCAGACACGUUCAAGGCCCUCGAGCAAGGGAAUCUCGGAGCCUUUCUCGCGGGGCAGCCGUAUUACUUCUUCGACCCGGCGUACCCGACAGGACGGCCUUAUUUGGAUGUCACGGGUGUGACGGAGCUGCCUUCUGUGAUUAUUGUUUACGGUCAUCAGGGAUUUGAUGCUUCGUUGAUGCAUGCUGCUGUCGCCAACGGCGCAAAGGGUUUGGUGAUUCUCGGGCCCGGCGCAGCAGCCGUGAGUCCCAGCGCCCGAGCCGCGGCCGCGGACCUGCUGGAGCAGCGGGGGAUACCCACCAUCGCCGUCGCGCGACCCGUCACCGGCACCGGCGUUCCGAGUCCCUUUCCCGGGCCGCUGAUCUACUCGAGUUACCUCGGCGGCGAACAGGCGCGUAUUAUGCUUCAGCUCGCUGUCAAUGCCGGGUAUGACAUCGAUGCGAUCCGGGGGUUGUUUGAGAGUCCUUUGAGGAGGACUAUCUAUGAUACGCCUGCGAACCAAAAGUUCUAUUACUCUAGAUGA